AUGGUGUUCGAACGACUGCGGAGAUAUCAACUUAGAAUGAACCCGUUGAAAUGUGCCUUUGGAGUUACUUCUGGAAAAUUCCUUGGCUUCAUUGUUCGACAUCGAGGGAUUGAGAUAGAUCAAGCCAAAGUUGAUGCAAUCUUGAAAAUGCCCGAGCCCAGAAAUAUACAUGAACUGAAAAGUCUACAAGGAAAAUUGGCGUACCUUAGAAGAUUCAUCUCAAAUCUAGCAGGGAAGUGCCAACCUUUUAGCCGCCUCAUGAAGAAGGGUGUACCUUUUGAAUGGGACCAAGCUUGUAGCAAUGCAUUCCAAAGCAUCAAAUCCUACUUGAUGAGACCUCCGGUUCUGGCAGCCCCUAUACCAGGAAAGCCAUUGAUUCUAUAUAUUGCAGCCCAAGAAAGGUCAGUUGGAGCCCCUUCGGCCCAAGAAAAUGGUAACAGCAAAGAAAAUUCCCUCUACUACUUUAGUAGGAUGAUGACCCCAAAUGAGCUGAAGUAUUCUCCGAUCGAAAAGUUGUGUCUGGCAUUGGUUUUCGCAAUUCAAAAGCUGAAGCACUACUUUCAAGCUCAUAUCAUCCGUCUCAUUGUGUAUAUCCCACAAAAAGCUGUGAAAGGACAAGCUUUAGCAGAUUUCUUGGCAGAUCAUCCAAUUCCUGAUGAUUGGGAGUUGACUGAUGAACUACCCGAUGAGGAUGCGAUUGUCAUUGAAGUGCCACCACCAUGGAAAAUGUAUUUUGAUGGUGCCGCACAUCGUGAAGUAGCUGGUGCAGGUGUUAUGUUUGUCACUUCUCAAGGAGAAGUAUUGCCAUAUUCUUUCACCUUAACACAACAUUGCACCAACAACGUUGCAGAAUAUCAAGCGCUCAUACUUGGGCUUGAGAUGGCCGUUGAUAUGAGACAACUCCAAUUACAUAUUUUUGGAGACUCUGAGUUAGUGAUCAAUCAAUUGCUAGGUAGCUACGAGGUCAAAAAGCCAGAGUUGCGUCCUUAUUAUGAUUAUGCGCAUAAAUUGAUUGGAUGGCUUGGCAAUGUAACUCUUCAGCAUGUGCCAAGGAAGGAAAAUAAGAAAGCUGACGCCUUAGCUGCUCUAGCUUCGGCAUUGACUCUUCCCGGCCAGACACAAAUCACUAUCUGCCAAAAAUGGGUAGUGCCGCCAGAUGAGAAUGAGGAUGAAGAAAGCAAGCUCGUGCGUUUGGUAGCCGUCGCUGAAGCUGUGAAGGUUGAUUGGCGACAAAUCAUGAUCGACUACUUAUGUUACGGGAUACUUCCAGAAGAUCCAAGAAGAAAGACCGAAAUUCGUCGGUGUGCCCCUCGCUUCCUUUACUACAAAGACACUUUGUAUCGAAGAUCAUUUGAGGGAGUUCUCUUGCGUUGUUUAGGGGAAGAUGAAGCAACUCAAGCUAUGCAAGAGGCACACUCUGGAGUUUGUGGAUCACAUCAAUCCGGGCCGAAGCUCCACUUCCAUAUUAAGAGGAUGGGAUUAGAUAUUGUUGGACCACUUCCAAAAUCUUUUGGAGGACAUCUAUACAUCUUGGCAGCAACUGAUUGUUUCUCAAAAUGGGCCGAGGCCGUCGCUCUCAAGGAAGUGAAGAAAGAGAAUGUUGCAAACUUCAUUCGAGUGAACAUCAUAUAUCGUUUCGGCAUUCCUAGUUAUAUAAUAACAGAUAAUGGCAAACCGUUUGAUAACAAAUUGAUGACCAAGAUCCGUGAACUUUUUGGCUUCAAGCAACGUAAUUCGUCAAUGUAUUAUGCUGCUGCAAAUGGACUAGCCGAAGCAUUUAACAAGACACUUUGCAACUUGUUAAAGAAAGUCAUCUCCAAGUCUAAAAGAGAUUGGCAUGACAGAAUGGAAGAAGCUUUGUGGGCCUAUCGGACGACUCAUCGCACGCCGACUCAAGAAACUCCUUAUUCUCUUGUUUAUGGAGUCGAAGCAGUUCUUCCUCUUGAGCGUCAAAUACCGUCCUUGCGACUCGCUGUCCAAGAAGGUCUUACUGAAGAAGAAAAUGCUCGUCUGCGCCUUGAAGAACUUGAGUCCCUUGAUGAAAAAAGGCUAGAAGCUCAACAAAGUCUUGAAUGUUAUCAAGCUCGUCUUUCUCGUGCUUUCAACAAAAAGGUUCGCUUAAGGUCCUUCCAAGUUGGCGAUCAAGUUCUUGCAGUAAGAAGACCUAUUAUCACCUCUCGCAAAUCUGGGGGCAAAUUCACUUCAAAGUGGGAUGGUCCAUAUGUUGUGCAAGAAGCCUAUUCAAGUGGAGCUUACAAGUUAGUUGAUGCAGAUGGCAUGAGAAUUGGCCCUAUCAACGGGAAAUUUUUGAAGAGGUACUAUCCUUGA
Nicotiana attenuata is the source of this 2328-nucleotide messenger RNA. RefSeq lists its product as uncharacterized. The record is from RefSeq and is a predicted model, not a curated record. Lineage: Eukaryota; Viridiplantae; Streptophyta; Magnoliopsida; Solanales; Solanaceae. The transcript has 3 exons. Gene Ontology annotation, biological process: DNA integration. Bases 1 to 2328 code for a protein of 775 amino acids. Gene Ontology annotation, molecular function: nucleic acid binding; RNA-DNA hybrid ribonuclease activity.